This is a messenger RNA of Desarmillaria tabescens, 1353 nucleotides long. RefSeq names its product major facilitator superfamily domain-containing protein. The record is from RefSeq and is a predicted model, not a curated record. NCBI's taxonomy places the organism in Eukaryota, Fungi, Basidiomycota, Agaricomycetes, Agaricales, Physalacriaceae. The transcript is spliced from 9 exons. Gene Ontology annotation, molecular function: transmembrane transporter activity. Gene Ontology annotation, biological process: transmembrane transport. Bases 1 to 1353 code for a protein of 450 amino acids. Gene Ontology annotation, cellular component: membrane.
AUGAAAGAACAGCGCAUUGAUGCAGAGAAGCAUGAUUCCCUGGAUUGGAGAUACCCGGAUGGUGGUCUUCGUGCAUGGUUGGUUGUCCUGGGGUGUUUCAUGUACGCGACUACAAUCAUGGCGUACGGUCUUACAUGGGGUGUUUUUCAAGAUUAUUACCACACAAACAUGUUCCCUAAUACUAGUCUGAGUAUUCUCAGCUUGGCGGGUGGAUUGCAAAAUUUUCUAAUGAACUUUACGGCGUACCUGUCAGGCGGUCUAGGAGACCGAUAUGGAUACAAGGUUCGCUCGUCGAGAUUUCACUCGCGGGCGAGAUUGAUUGCCCUAAGCAGCUUUCUCGCUUAUCUCUGCCUCCUAGCUUCGGCAUUUACGACAAAGCUCUUUCACGUCUUCUUAUUUCAAGGCGUCUUCCUAGGAAUAUCCCAUGGGUUAUCUAUGCCGCUUUAUAUGUCCCUGCCCUCGCAGUGGUUCCUCAAGAAGCGUGGUCUCGCCACGGGACUGGCAGUCAGCGGAGCAGGGAUAGGUGGCGGAAUACAGUCACUGGUCGUGCGAAAAUUACUGGUGAAAGUGGGGUUUAGAAACACUUUGCUAAUCUAUAGCUCCAUGCAUGGUGUCGUGUGGAUCGUGGCUUUGUGUCUCAUCAAGGAACGCCGAAGCCCAGAUCAAGUGCAACAAAAGAAGCGGUGGAUACCUGAACGCGUAGACGGCCGACUUUAUAGUGUGGCCACGAGUGUCUUUGUUGGUAUCUUUGGCUUCUUGGCGCCUUUUUACUUCAGUACUACUUACACAAAACAAUUCGUACCUUCUAUCGCACAUGACCCUCUCAAACCCGUGGUCCCUUUGGUGUUGAUGAACUUCAGCGGUACGCUCCGUUUCGUAUUCCUUAUUUAUGAUGUUGCUUCAUGUAUCAUAACUAACCUGAUCCACUCCUAUAGCUGGAUUCGCCUGGCGGGGAAACUGGCUGACUACUUGGGCCCUAUGAACGUGUUCUUCUCGUCCUUUUUCUUUGGAGGGCUCUUUCAGAUUUUAAUAUGGACUUUCGCCAAGACCUACGCUGCCAUCAUCGUAUUUUCGAUUCUUAGUGGAUUGGUCGGAUGCUGGUUCAUCAGUCUUCUUCCUGUCGUGUGCGCUGAACUCUUUGGCGUCGAAGGUUUGUCGACUAUCACAGGCUUGAUGAUAUUGGCGAACUCUCCAGGACAGUUGGCGGGUGCGCCCAUAGCCGGUGCAAUUUUCUCAGCAUCAGGGGGAAGCUGGGUUGCAGUAACGAUGUAUUCCGGCGGCGCGAUGGUACUUGGAUCGCUAUGCAUACUCUAUGGUGAGCUUGUUCGUACUUCUUCAAUUCCAGACGUUUAA